Molecule: messenger RNA, 1125 nt
Organism: Trypanosoma conorhini
Lineage: Eukaryota; Euglenozoa; Kinetoplastea; Trypanosomatida; Trypanosomatidae
Product: protein phosphatase 2A regulatory subunit B
Exons: 1
Coding region: 1-1125 (374 amino acids)
Biological process (GO): mitotic spindle organization
Cellular component (GO): protein phosphatase type 2A complex; nucleus; cytoplasm
Molecular function (GO): peptidyl-prolyl cis-trans isomerase activity; protein tyrosine phosphatase activator activity
Source: RefSeq, a predicted model, not a curated record
AUGCAGGAGGCCGCGCCGGCGGCGAGGGACCCUGCGGUGCCGCAGAAGCACAUCGUAGAGAACCCGCAGCUGAUGGACGUCUUCCGCCACUCGGCGUCUUUCGCGAAAAUCAUCGCGUAUCUGCAGGGCUGCUCGGAGUCGGUCGAGGGGACGCCACGAAGUGGGCGACUAGCGCAAAAGCCCGCGGAGUUUCACCCGACCGUCCGCUUCUUCCUUGAGACCUUCUUCCCACACCUGCACAAGAUUGUGGACGAGGUACCGCUGCAGGACUUGAAGCUGCAGCGGUUUGGCAACAAGGCAUUUCGCGUCUUUCACAGUCGCCUUGAGGCGGACGUUGACGCGCUGAUGCAGCAGCUGGUGGCGACGCUGCCUGCAACGAAGGUCGAGCGGAGUGCGGAGGCGCAGCACAGUCUGGCCGUGGAGCUGGCAGAGUACGUCAAGGACUCCUUCGGCAAUAGCACCCGCAUUGACUACGGCACAGGGCACGAGCUGCACUUCUUUGUCGUCAUGAUGAUUUGCCUGCAGGAGUGCGGCGACGCCGGCGGCACGCUGCGGGCGGAGCCUGACAUAAUUCUCUCCCUGAGCUUCCCUCCACCGGCGCCGGUGCUGGUGGACGACAGGGACCGCGUGCGGCGGCUGCGGCAGGGCAUGGUGUUCGAUGUGUUCGGCGCGUACCUCGCCUUUAUGCGGCGGCUGCAGAAGCACUACCACCUGGAGCCCGCUGGGUCGCACGGGGUGUGGGGGCUCGACGACUAUCACCACAUCCCCUUCAUCUUUGGCGCGGCGCAGCUGAUCGACAAGGAGGUGCCCUGCACGACCGACUCCGUCAGCACCGGCAAGGGCUACGGGGUCAUCCUGCCAAAGCACGUCUGUGAGGAGAACGCCGUCCGGCUUCACGCCGAGGAAUACUUUUACUUUGCGCAGGUUGCGUGGGUGCGGGACAACAAGACAGGCCCCUUCUUUGAGCACAGCAGCAUGCUCUACAACAUCAGCGGCGUAGAAAGCUGGCGCAAGAUAUAUACUGGCAUGAUAAAGAUGUACGCCGCGGAGGUGCUGGGAAAGUUCAACGUUGUGCAGCACUUCCUUUUUGGCGACCACUUUCCCUGGCCGGAGGAGGCCGCGUAG